GAUAACGAUAACAGGCCGGCAGCUCCCACUUCUACAUUAUGAGAAGAAAAGCAAAUAGGAAAUAAAAACAAGUUAUUGGAUAAAUGUUUGUUGAUCCCGCCGCCCUUGCUUGGUUAAAUAGUGAAAACUUAGUUAACGCGACUUGGUUACCCUCAAAUGCUGGUUACUGGUUAACUUGUAUUAACUGAUUGUAUAAAACAAAAUAUAAACAAACUCUAAUCGCCGUUAACCCUUAAGGUGUUAGCUUGCGGUUUUUUAUAUUUAGAGCGAUAACGACUGCGAUAAAUCGACAACAGCUGAUGCCAAAGCGCUGAUUUUAUGUGCGAUUUAAUUUUGAAUAAUAUUAUAUAAUGGUGAAAGUGGAGGUGGAAUACUGCGGCAUCUGCAACUUCAGCGGGCAGUGCCACCUGCUGCGCGAGUUCCUGCUGGCCUCGUCGCCCGACUUGGACAUAUCCUGCCGCCAGGGACGGCGGGGAGCCUUCGAGGUGGCCAUCGACGGUGAGCUGGUGCACUCGAAGCUUUCCUGCUUGGCAUUUCCCCAACACGCGAGUGUCCUGGCCCAAGUGCAGAAGGCGGAGCGCGGGGAGCCCGUGGAGAAAGUCCUGGAGCAGCCCAUAAAGGACUGCAUCGUGAUGUGAUCUCCUCGUGAUUUCACUUGAAGUAACCUACUUUCAUGCAUAGACUGUUUAAAUAAGAUAGAUUCACGCUUCCACCAAAUCAUACGGUGCUGGAACAUUUGGCACCCUUUCAAAACCUGUGAUAUAUGGCCCUUCGUUUAUAAAUAUGGAUAUACUCUCC
Messenger RNA from Drosophila erecta, 798 nucleotides. Its product is annotated as migration and invasion enhancer 1. Lineage: Eukaryota; Metazoa; Arthropoda; Insecta; Diptera; Drosophilidae. The coding region runs from base 351 to 638 and encodes 95 amino acids. Gene Ontology annotation, biological process: negative regulation of apoptotic process; positive regulation of filopodium assembly. The transcript is spliced from 2 exons. The record is from RefSeq and is a predicted model, not a curated record.